Molecule: messenger RNA, 213 nt
Organism: Iphiclides podalirius (scarce swallowtail)
Lineage: Eukaryota; Metazoa; Arthropoda; Insecta; Lepidoptera; Papilionidae
Source: the annotation of a GenBank genome assembly
AUGGCACGGAAGUUGCUCAUCGUGGCCUGCUGCUUCCUAGUCAUUUGCCAAGAGGCCCGCGGAUUCCUGAUCCCUACUCAAAGAACCACGGCCGCUAAGGGGAGGAGCGACAUAAACGACGAGAUUGUCGCCAACGAGCGAAAGAUUUCGAAUCUAACGCAGAAGUUGUCUGAUGACUACAGAAAGUACAGCUACCUCAUUACCACGUACUUA